UCAGAGUCCUUGUCACAAUAUCAACUGGUUAACUAGCUCCUUGUGUUGAAUGGAGAUAGUGAACAUCAACUCGUCUGUAUUUUCAAGUAUAAGAUGGUGUUGAUAAACUAAUCAGCCAUGUCGUCACACAAAGGACACGCUAACGGCCGGGCCUCGCCUCGCACCGACACUUUGGACCCGCUACAGAACAAACCACCGGCCAAGUCCGGCAUCCGGCCCGAUGGAUUUCCUGUCCUUCCUCCGAUCCGCAAGCCGGAGAACCCGCGGGUGGACCCGUACGCCAACAGCAAACUGCUCACCUACAGACUGGCCAACACACAGAAAAGUCUGCUCAUGAAGAUCCUGAACAAAGAGGCGGCUCAGGUGGCCGGCGAGGAAAACUUUUACUUCCGAGAACACAAGGACGAUCCGAAACCUGAGGAACCGGGGAUGCCUGAUGAG
Messenger RNA from Aplysia californica (California sea hare), 441 nucleotides. Its product is annotated as dynein heavy chain 12, axonemal. Lineage: Eukaryota; Metazoa; Mollusca; Gastropoda; Aplysiida; Aplysiidae. The record is from RefSeq and is a predicted model, not a curated record.